Messenger RNA from Arabidopsis arenosa, 1529 nucleotides. The record is from the annotation of a GenBank genome assembly. NCBI's taxonomy places the organism in Eukaryota, Viridiplantae, Streptophyta, Magnoliopsida, Brassicales, Brassicaceae.
AUAACUUAAAUAUUGUUUUGCUAAAAGCGGUCUUGACGGAUUGGGACGAGAGUGCUGACGUGUCAAGGGGAAAAAAGGGCGAUUAGGUUUUUUGCGUCUCUCGCAAGAAUGCAGCAGCCGGCGGCUUCUCCGGGCCAUCCUGGAGAGGUUUCGGCGCCGGAAAAAGGUACUGGUUCUCAGGAGAAGGUUAUCGAAAGUCAGGAGGUGGGUUUCAGUGGGUCUCAACAGGAAACAAAGCAGGAUUUGAAUCUCGUAGAAGUUUCGACGGGUGAUAGCACAGAUCUCAGAACAGUUGUCAGCAAGGAAAAGGUUUCGACGGUGGUACGUGCGGCUGGGAUUCCAGAGAAAAAAUCAUGGGUACAAGUCGCUCAGAAACAUGUUUUCACUAAACAGAAGUUUGUCGUAGAGGCAGUAGAUGGGCAAGAGAGAGUAGUGGUACCGAAAGAGGUUUUUGUAGGAGCGAAACCACUUUGGGAGGACUUUGUGAUUGGAAAAUUUUUGAGUACAAAAGCUCCACAUGUGGGGAAGAUACAUAUGAUUGUCAACAAGAUAUGGCGACUGGGAGAUAAAACAACGUUGAUAGAUGUGUUUGAAGUGAAUGAAACUACAGUAAAGUUUAGGAUCCGAAACGAGGGUAUGAGGCAUCGAAUUCUUAAUAGAGGCAUGUGGAAUAUCAUGGAUUUACCAAUGGUAGUCUCCAAAUGGUCCCCUUUUGCGGAGGAAGCACAACCUGCAAUGAAAUCAAUUCAGCUUUGGGUUACCCUAAAAGAUGUCCCUUCAUCUUUGUUCACAGAUAAAGGACUGGAAUUUCUAUCUAGUGCAGUGGGAAGACCAAAAAGGUUACACCCGAAAACAGAAGCUUGUCUGCUGUGGGAAUGGGGACAUCUGAGAGAUUCUUGUCUUGCUGAAGCAAGAAAGAUCGCACAAGACCAAAAAAAUCCUACUGUGAGCUCUGUUUCUGACACAGAGUUGGCGACAAAAGUUUCAACUCCAGCUCCGGAGCAAAAUGUAGCCGUGGAAAUAGUUUCAGUACCUAACUCUAUAGAAGGACAAAAUGGUAACGUUGCUAGCCCUGCAGAUGGUGUAGAGCAAGGCAGUGACGACCAGGGUUGGAUUACGCCUCCAAAAACAAGUCGCAGCCCCAGCAAGAGAUCAGAGGGUCCAAAGUAUGGGGAGGUCUCCAUUCUCUCUAAUACCUACUCGGCUCUAGAAAUGGUGGAUGAAGUGGGGGAAGAGGCUAAGGAUGAAGAGGAGGUGGGUGGGGAGGUAGAAACUCAAACCACGCAGGCUUCUCAGGAGGAGGUACAAAAAUCAGAUCAGAUGGUGUCAUCUAGGGGAGUUAACUUGCCCCUGAGACAGUCUCUUCCAAGAGGCUCUAAAACAGCUCAUAAAACGGUAUCGGUUUCUUCUACUCAAUCGGCUAGGAUUAUUCCUAAAGAUCAGAGUAAGAGAACCCAUCCAAAACAUCAUUAAUGUCAGGUUUCUUUUGGAAUGUUCGCGGCUUAAACAAAUCAACUAAACAUUCCGUU